AGGAGACGAGCUGCACUGAGCAGGACAGACAGCAGAUCCCAAAGUUUGGAGGCAGAUUGUCACCAGGAAUACUCCGACCUCCACCUCCUGAUCUGGUGCCUGAAGAAUUCAAGGGGAUAUUUCAAAAUGGGAACUGAAUAUUUUCACCAAACAAAUCCAAGGAAUAUUAUUUUUUACAGCAUCUGUGAUUAAACUGGUUUAAGACCAUUUAAUAUUCACUGACAUUCCUUUCAACUUUUUUUUUUAACUUUUUAUAAUUUGACAUUAUGGACCUCUCAGGCUCUUUGCCUCCACCUUCCCCAUACACCUUCCCUAUUAUUCCCAAUUUCUCCAUGCCCUCCUCCUCUCCCUCCAUCUCUCCAUCACCAAGCCUGGCGUCCACUGCACUCUUCUGCUCCCUUCUCUCCCUCCUCUCCUUGCUGGGAAUCACAGGAAACCUGUACACUCUGGGCCUCCUUCUGAGGCGUAGGAGAAGUAGGAGAAGAUGUGGAACAGGACCAACCUGCUGCCUAAUGAGAGUACCUGUACCAUCCUGCCUGGCCAACUCCUCCUCCCCUUCCUCCUCCCCCAUUUCUUCUUCCUCCUCCUCCUCCUCCUCUCUUCACCUCCAGGUGCUGAGUCUUGCUCUUGCUGAUCUGCUCUACCUUUUCACCGCUCCCUUCAUUGUGUACGACAGCCUGGCGUCUGGCUGGGCCUUCGGUGAGCUGGGCUGCCGUCUCCUCCUGAGCCUCGACCUCCUCACAAUGCACGCCUCCAUCUUCACUCUCACUGCCAUGAGCCUGGACCGCUACCGUGCUGUGGCCCAUCCCCUCCACAUCUCCUCCUCCAACUCCUCCGGCCUGCUGCGUGUAGGCCUGGCCUGGGGGCUGGCUGUGGCUCUUAGUCUGCCCAUGAUGAUCACCCUGCACCUGGAGGAUGGGGAGAACCAGGAGGGCCAGCUGUGUGUGCCGGCAUGGGACGAGCAGAGCUCCAAGGCCUAUCUGAGUGUGCUUUUCUGCACCAGCAUUCUUGGUCCUGGGCUGGCCAUUGGAGCGCUUUAUGCUACGCUAGGCCGGCUUUACUGGGUGUCUCAGACUAGGCCAGCCUGGGCCAGUGGGGGCAGCACUGCUUGUCCUCCCCGUGCCCCCAAACCCAAAGUCCUUCUCCUCAUCCUCGGUAUUGUGCUUGCUUUCUGGGCCUGCUUCCUCCCUUUCUGGAUCUGGCAGCUGCUGCCUCUCUAUCAGCCCGACAUGCUGCGGACAGUACCAGUAGGGACACAGGUGACAGUGAAUCGUAUCCUCACAGGGCUGACCUAUGGAAACUCCUGUGUAAAUCCGUUCUUCUACACACUAUUGACUGGAAAACAAAGACGCAACCGGCAGACGCUGACAUCAGCAAAUCAGCUCUGCCGUAAGAGCAGUCCACUGCAGUAGUGUGUGUGUCUCUCUAACAGUAGAGACAAUAAUGUGAGUGUGUACACAUGUGUGAAAAGGUACUGUAUAUGAAUCCUUGAGUUUCAUAAUAGACACCAAAGACCAUUGAUUUAUCCUUAGACUGCAAACUAAGGAAACAGAACAAUACUAAGCAAAUGAUAGCACUUUGUAUAGAUGCUUUGACAAUCAAAAAGACAAUUUCUUUAAGAUGUGUCACCUAAUUAAUGCUUUAUCUGCAAACCUUUUCCCAACUUUGGUCAUAUCAAAGAAUCUGCCUUUAAUUGAUGUAGUAACCACGUUUACAUAUUGAUAAUUUGGUUUUAAAUGUUUUAAUGAUUAUAUAUCUGUGGUAGAGAUAAUAUGGUAUUUCUAAUGCAAGUGGUUACUAUGGUAAUUAAUUGUGCAAAGUUAUUUACCCAAAUCAACAGACUUUUUAACAGAAAGGAAUGUUUUAUUUAGUCAACAUAUUUUUUGUCCUGUACUGUAUUAUUGUACAGUAACAUUAGGAAAGCAGAGUUAUGCUGUAUGUUCACACUUACAAGCAUUUCCAGUAAAACCCUAAUGCACUUCUGCUUGUUUUCAGAGAACUAUCAAAGAAAAUGUUUGUUUUUGAACAACUGGUCAGGACCUCGUUGGGACAUUUUUCUGAGACAUUGUUUGUUGACUCAAUGAAUUAUGUUUGACUGGGUCAACAGUCUUUUGUUUGCUUCCUCUGAACCCUGACAUAUCUAAAACAACUGACUUUUAUAAUCACAACCUGCAUGUUGGGUUUGAAAAUGUACUUUUUGAAUCAUGCAAUGCUUUGCAUGGCCUCAACUUGUGUUGAUUGUAGCUGAUGUUUAUAAUGAUGCAUAAUAUAUAGCCUUGAAUAAAGAAUAUGCUUUCUGUAAUCCACUGUGUGAUUGGAUCUUUAACUGGGGAAAAAGAUGAGAAAGUGACCUGUAUUGUCUUGCAAAAAUAACACAAGAUAACUAAAGAUCACACGUUAUGGUGUUCAUGACAAUACUAUGUGAAAAAGGAGAGAAAAUUUGAGAAACCACAAUGAAAUGAGACAGAAAGAGGCUGAAAACAGACAUAUAAGGUGUUGUAUGAAAAAAGAAAAAGUGCUCUGGAGAAAAAUCCUUGAAGUUACAUUCAUACUUUUAUUUGUGUGUCUGUGUCAGCAUGUCAGGGACUCUAGAAGGUCUUCCCCGUUCCUGUGUAUAUACUCGCUGGCUGGUGGCUGUGUCUCCCUGUAGCAACGGCCUGUCUCUGUCUGUCUGACUCAAAGGCUGCACUGUACUCUAUCGCAAACCCUGCUGCUCUUUGACGCAGAUGAGCAAAUAUUGUUGUUUGACAGAAAGGA
Molecule: messenger RNA, 2757 nt
Organism: Morone saxatilis (striped sea-bass)
Lineage: Eukaryota; Metazoa; Chordata; Actinopteri; Moronidae
Product: urotensin-2 receptor
Exons: 2
Coding region: 267-1412 (381 amino acids)
Biological process (GO): neuropeptide signaling pathway
Cellular component (GO): membrane
Molecular function (GO): urotensin II receptor activity
Source: RefSeq, a predicted model, not a curated record